Messenger RNA from Sabethes cyaneus, 5427 nucleotides. Its product is annotated as ring canal kelch homolog. The transcript has 5 exons. NCBI's taxonomy places the organism in Eukaryota, Metazoa, Arthropoda, Insecta, Diptera, Culicidae. Gene Ontology annotation, molecular function: protein binding. The record is from RefSeq and is a predicted model, not a curated record.
UUGUUACGUGUAAAAGUUAAAUUUUUCGGUCGUAAUGGAGUUUUUCCGUUACGAAAACUGUCGUUAGUGCUAGGCUACAGUGUGUGUCAUUGUUUACGAAUAGAGUUUCCUGUGAGGAGCUGCCGAUUGUUGCGCUAGGAUCGUUUUUCACUUCAGCUGGACCGAUCGCCAUUGUUCAACAGACGAGCAAACGACUAGCAAAAGCAACAACAUCGACUGCUCGGGGCUGAGCUCUAUCUUGUCUCUGCGGAACGGGCGAAGGUUGGAUGAAUUUUCCUGGUUUUUUGGGCGCUAGGUUGGAGUCUUGUUAUUAGAUCAGUUUUAACGGUGUAUGAUAUCUUUUAUUCAGUAUACUCUAAGCGUCAUGAGCAAUUUUAACAACAGUCACCACAGCAACACCGCUAGCAGCCAAAAUUCUGCUGCUGAAGGCACAAUGGAAAGAGGAAGCUGUAUUUUAGUUCGUUACGCCAGUCAGAAUUCUCUGGACGAGAGUUCCCAGAAGCAACUGCCCAGACAAGAUGGAAAAGACAAAGCAACGGGAGCCUAUCGGAACAAUGUGCACACUCAGCGAUCAUUCGAUGCCAUGAACACUAUGAGAGAACAAAACUUGCUCUGUGAUGUGAUUCUCGUUGCCGAUGGCAUCGAAAUUCCAGCGCACAAAAUGGUGCUGGCCUCCUGCAGUCCGUACUUCUAUGCAAUGUUUACCGGAUUCGAGGAGAGCCGUCAGGACCGUAUCACGUUGCAGGGCGUCGAUCAUCGCGCGUUGCAGCUGCUUGUUGAAUACGUAUACACAUCAGUGGUGGAAGUUACCGAAGAUAACGUGCAAGUGCUAUUGACGGCGGCAAAUUUGCUACAGCUGACUGACGUGCGCGAUGCUUGUUGCGAUUAUCUGCAAACUCAGCUGGAUCCGAGCAAUUGCUUGGGGAUUCGAGAUUUUGCCGACAUUCACGGUUGCAUUGAUUUGUUGAAUUAUGCGGAAACGUACAUCGAGCAACACUUUUCGGAGGUAGUGCAAUUUGAUGAGUUUUUGAAUCUCACUAGUGACCAGGUAGUUAACUUGAUUAAAAGCGAUCGACUGUUGGUUCCUUCAGAGGAAAAGGUUUAUGAAUGUGUAAUCGCUUGGAUCCAGUACGAUAUUACAGGUCGUCAGGCAUACCUGGCGGAUCUAAUGGAACACGUGCGGCUUCCGUUAUUAUCACAGGAAUAUCUUGUUCAGCGAGUGGAAAAAGAAUAUUUAUUGAAGGGCGAUAUUCAAUGUAAAGACUUUAUUAUUGAAGCACUUAAAUAUCAUCUACUGAAGGGAGAGCAGAAGACUUCCUUUAAGACACCUAGAACCAUUCCGCGGCAGCCGGUAGGGUUGCCAAAAGUUUUGCUUGUUAUUGGUGGACAAGCACCGAAAGCUAUACGGUCGGUUGAAUGUUAUGAUCUUCGAGAGGAACGCUGGUAUCAGGUAGCUGAAAUGCCUACCAGACGAUGCCGGGCGGGUCUCGCUGUAUUGGGAGAUAAGGUUUAUGCCAUCGGAGGAUUUAAUGGUUCGCUAAGAGUGCGAACAGUCGAUGUUUAUGACCCGGUUCAGGAUCAUUGGACUGCUUGCAGUGGUAUGGAAGCAAGACGCUCCACAUUGGGAGUAGCUGUGUUGAAUAACUGCAUUUACGCUGUCGGUGGAUUCGAUGGUUCUUCCGGUUUGAGUUCAGCGGAAAUGUUUGAUCCUAGAACACAGGAGUGGCAGUUGAUUGCAUCGAUGUCAACAAGACGAAGUUCGGUUGGGGUAGGAGUCGUUCAUGGUUUGCUCUACGCUGUGGGUGGCUACGAUGGAGCAUCGAGGCAAUGUUUGGCCUCGGUUGAGCGCUAUAGUCCAACAAACGAUACAUGGACUCAAAUUGCUGAAAUGUCCGAUCGCAGAAGUGGCGCUGGAGUAGGUGUUUUGGAUAACAUUUUGUAUGCUGUUGGAGGGCACGAUGGUCCGUUGGUGAGAAAAUCUGUGGAAGCCUAUAAUUCGGAAACUAAUACAUGGCAUAAAGUGGCCGAUAUGGCUUUUUGCAGACGAAAUGCAGGUGUUGUGGCCCAUAAGGGCAUGCUAUUCGUCGUUGGUGGUGAUGAUGGCAGUUCAAAUUUAGCCUCUGUGGAAGUAUAUACGCCGGAGACUAACACCUGGCGACUGCUGCCUGCCUCGAUGAGCAUUGGGCGCAGUUAUGCCGGUGUAGCCAUGAUUGAUAAGCCCAUGUGAAGCGAGCAGCAGGGCGCUACCGCCGCCACAGCAGCAAACAGUUCAAGGUAUGCGAAUUGUUCGAUAAAUUGUAGUGCAACGAAUAACAGUCAGAAUAACCAAAACAAUGACGACGAAAAUAGUCAGGCUGAAGGGCUGAACUCAGAAGCUGGUGCUGUAGGUUAUAAUCAGAUCUCAAACAAUAACAAUAAUGUUAACAAUACUAACAAUAAUAACAACAAUAACAUCAACGUACACUACGAAAACAUCUAUGAGUCAAUUGAACAAUUUGCUGCUGCAGCAAAUGCUGGUGCGGCUGCGGUGGCCCCUGCUGUAGUUCGUAACCCUCUAGGAAACAUUCCUCCGCCAUCACACGGCGUUCAGUUGAAUCAACCAUCUCAAGCCGCUCCGCCACCAGCAGCGGCGUCGGUCGGUUUGGGAUUGAGAAACAAUAUUCCAACGAGUGGCUCGUGCCCUCCACCUCCUCCACCACCAAGUAUGCUACAGAUGCAACAACAAUAUCACCCACUUGCUUAUCGCAACGAAUUGUACGAACGAACGGCCGGAUACGAUGUUCCCCGGGGAUGUCCACGCAAUAAUUACUACCAAAACCAGGCAGCGAAUGGCGCCGUUCCGCGUUAUCAAAACAUUCAUCUGGACUUUAACCGACCGUGUUAUUCUCAGAAUCCCGUGAGAACUCCCAGACAACGAAGCUUCGACGAUACCGAAUCCUACCAAUACUAUCGACAUCAGAAUCAGAACAAUUGUACCAAAUAUGACAACGUGUAUGAACUGCUUCGAGAAGAGCCAGCAUACCAGAACACAGGAGCGUUCGGAAUGUCCGGCAGUGCAAACGCCAAUGCCAACCGAGGAAUUUUCGGAAGGCUCGAUGUUAUUGGCCACGGCGUUGGUCGUAUCGAGCGUCAUCUAAGCUCAUCUUGCGGAAACAUCGAUCACUAUAGUUUGGGAGGACACUACGCAGUGUUGGGACACAGCCAUUUAGGGGCAGCCGGCGAUGUUAAAUUGAAUUCCGCCACAAACGGUCAGCCCGCUAGCUGUAAAGAUUCUUCUUCGGUUAAUGUUAAGAGCUUUUUCAGUUGCCUCGGAGGCGAGAAUUCACAAUCAAUGAAUAACAUCAGCAAAAAUAGCACAGCAGCACAGCCAACUUCGGUCGGGCCUACAGCUAACGGCGAUAGUGCUUCCGGUGUCAGUCCCGUUGUUUCGACGAAUUCUUCGAUCACUGCAACGAAAGUAACUGGAACUAUUCCAAAGAUUAAGAGUAAAAUCCGGAAAGAAACCCAUAACUCGCUUGAACCAACGGAAUCUGAUUCUCAUUCUAGUCGUGUUUCCAAGCCAUCCCUUCAGUGGUUACUCGUCAAUAAGUGGCUUCCCUUGUGGGUGGGUCAAACUCCUCCGGACUAUAAAUUUAUCGAUUUUAAUUUUAUGUUUUCGCGGAACUGUGAUGGAUGCGGAAGCACUGCAAACCAUCAGGAACUGAUGCGUCUGGACGGCAUGCCGGAGAUGCGUUCGCAAGAGUACGGAGAUUACAUUCCCCCGGCUAGAGAGUAUCCAACCAUGAAUGGAAGCUAUCCGCGCGUUUUAAGGAAUACUCCGCAGCUGUCAAGAUUGCGCGAACACGAGUACGAAAAUGUCCCUGUGGAUUCGCCCUCGGGAAAGUUGGAUUGUGCUGCAGCCCGUGCCGUUUUGAGUCACGCUAACCGUGCACGGUCGGAAAGUCCAGUACGAUCUGCUGCCGGUGCAGCAAGACGGGACGACCAGGCAGCGGUUCGCGAUCCAUUCCGCAGUUGGGCAUUCAAUUUUGAUGACAACAGUUUCCGCCCAGCCGGCGCAGCCGGACAGAAUGGAUUUCCUAGGCCGCGUGAAAUUCGUCGUAUCACGGAUGGAACAUUCCGUGCUGCUGAUUUUCAACAAGGCAUUCGAGAACCACUCAAAGAUUCGUCCAUUGGCGCUUCUUCUGCAGUCAAUGAGUCACCUACACCUUCUACAUCCCGUUCAAACUCUGCUUCUCCUCCAAAAAUUAAAGAUGCCGCAGUUUCUCCUGCCCUACAAGAAAAAGAAGAGACCCCCGCGUCAAGUUCGUCAGAUUCGGAUAAUUUUUUGAUGGAUUCUAUCGCUACCGAUGCUGGCGAACAAGCAGGGGAAAGCAGCAGCAGCAGCCAGUACGUAGAAAUGGCCGGAAAUAUCGAAGUAAACAAAGAUACCGCCAAAGAGAAGGAAGUCACAUCUUCUCUGGAAACAUCGGAAUCGUCCAACUUCGAGAAUGCCGGUGAAAUAUCUGUUACCGAUGACGAGAAUGAGAAUGAGGAAAACAUUGAUGCUAUCUAAAUCUUGCUUUACUUGAGGCUUACCUAAACGUGAACUAUUUCUUAAAAAAUUCCUUCGAUAGACUGCUUUAAAUUAAAAGCAAUCUGUUUUACCUUGCUUGCUCAAUAUUUAUUUAGAUUCUAUUUAUUCUAUUUACACAGAAAAUUUUCUUAGCAAACUUUUUUUUAACAAAACAUUUAUUUCUCGGAAUAAAAAAGGCAUUUAUUGGCUGACACUCACAUUUCCGGUGAAUUUAGACUUAAACACAUUUAGCAGUUAGUAUAUCAAAGUUUAGUAAUAUAAGGGUUACAAUGCAAUGACAUGUUAUAUCAAGUAGUUUGCCAGAAGAACAAAAUUUCGAUGUCGAACACGGAAAAUGUUAUCACUGUAUCGUAUAUCCUUGUCAAGUUAGCAGCAAAAAUGACAUAGGCCUAUCUGCAGAAAAAAAGCCAUUUAUCAACUAGUUUUAGGCAAGUUAGUUUCCAACAGUGAUAGUCAAUUGUGUUAGUGCAUGUUCACAUACACACACCCAUUUACAUUUCUAAAACACUGAGAAUAGUUGCGCGACCCUACAAAAUCAAAGCAGCAUAAGUUCAGUACAAACCUUGUAAUUAUGAGACCUAUCUAAGCAACUACUACUUUUACCAUGCUAACACACUCACUGAUGCGGUCAGUAGAAAGUACAUUUUAAAAGUCCAAUAUUAGAAGACAGUGGAAAAACCGUCGAUAUUUAUUCCUUAACAUUCAAUAAGUCUAUAGAUAUAUUAUCCACUUCUAGCGCUGAAUACAUGUGCACAAUACCAAUUACAGUUACUCAUUCCUGUGGGUACAAGUUCUACCCCCUUUAGGAUGAACGAUUGAUUCUUAUUGUAUGCAUUAAAUGGAAUCACGUAAUA